AAUAAAAAAAAAAAUAAAUAAAAAAUAAAUAAAAAAAUCAUGAUUUUGUUUCUUUUGAAAUAAAGAAAAAAUAACGAGAAAAAUAUUACUAUCGAAAUAAAUAAAUAUUUAAAUAUAAAAUAUAUAUAUGAACCUUUCUAAAUUAUAUAUUAUUCUUUACAUUCUUUUCUUAUAAAUAACUUUAUCCCCCCUAUAUCCAUCCAUACCAUGAUUGCAUCCGCUACUUUCCUUCUCAUCUUUCUCGCUUCGUAUUGUAACGCUAAUGAUUCUAGACACAUAGAUCUGGAAUUUGAGGACGAUACUUAUACUAACUAUAGUGAAAUACCAAAACUUGAUGAUACAAGAAUUUAUGGCCCAUAUGCUACUCGAGACUUUUACAUCGUCUUGAUUUUUGGUUUAUCUGCAUUACUAGUAAAUUUACUUGGAAGCUUAUACGUUAUAUAUCGAACAUAUAUCCAAUUAAGACGUGUUGGAAAAAAUAAUGUUCCUUUAUCUUUGAGAUUUCCAUUCUAUAUCGCAUUAACUGAUACAUUUCUUUCGCUUGUCUUUACAGCAAAUUUGGGCUAUACUAUUAUACGGAAAUUGCCAUGGCCAAAUCCGGCAUGUAAAAUAUUCGGCGCUUCUGUAUCAACAUUAUUUGCAUUAAAUAUAUUUCUUGUGGGUCUUGUAGCUUUGACAACAUGGUCUUGUGUAUGUAGAGAAUAUUAUAUAGAGUUUGGGACAUACGAUUAUAGACUUUGGGGUGUAACUUUAGUGCUGUCUGCUUUAUUCUUUUUUUUUUCAUUGGAUCAAUCCGGUCAACAAAAAUUUUGGUUUGUACUUCAACUUGAUAAUUAAUUUCUUUUUUUUUAAUAAUUUUUUAUAUUGAUAUUGAA
Molecule: messenger RNA, 875 nt
Organism: Rhizophagus irregularis DAOM 181602=DAOM 197198
Lineage: Eukaryota; Fungi; Glomeromycota; Glomeromycetes; Glomerales; Glomeraceae
Source: RefSeq, a predicted model, not a curated record